Parnassius mnemosyne (clouded apollo) is the source of this 2229-nucleotide messenger RNA. NCBI's taxonomy places the organism in Eukaryota, Metazoa, Arthropoda, Insecta, Lepidoptera, Papilionidae. The record is from the annotation of a GenBank genome assembly.
AUGGGCUCCAAAAAACAUAAAAAGGAAUCAAAAAAGAAGAAGCAUAGGAGUCGUUCGCGUUCUCCUUUGGAUGGUGAGGAACGGGAGCGAAAACGACACAAGAAACACAAAGACCGCAAGAAGGAUCGUUCACCAGACGUUGAGGAGGUGCCGGUAGAUUCUCACUUGCAGAAGGACAGCAAUGGCGCGGCGCACUCGCGGAGUCGCAGUGAGAGUCGCAGCCACAGUCCACCACCCGAAACUCGACACACGCACCGGGAAAUAAGUAAGGAGAAGGAGCGGUCGCCGGAAGGUGGUGCAGCACAGGAGAGCCUGUCUAUAGAAGAGACCAACCGUCUGCGAGUCAAGUUAGGACUCAAACCCUUGGAAGUUGCGGAGAAGCCUGCAGACGAUGGCAAAAUCAUAGAUGAUCUGGGCGAGUUCUACCAUAAGCCGGCCGCCAACAUCGCCCAACAGAAGAAAGCAGACAAGUUGCGGGAGAAACUCGAAGAGCGUCGCGAGAAAAGGAAGCUCGAACAAAAAUUGCAGACCACUUUACUCGCUGAAGAGUCUGAUGAUGAAGACGCGAUUGCUUGGGUGAAGAAAUCGCGCGAAAUAGAGAAACAGAAGAGAGAAGCUGAAAAGAGAGCCGCGAUGCUGGACGAGUUGGACGCAGAGUUCGGCGUGUCGGCGCUUCUGGAGGAGGAGCAGGCGGCCGAGAGACAGCGCAGAUACGACGAGACGCAACUGAAGGGGCUGCGGGUCGCACACGACAUCGAUGCGCUGGGUGACGAACGCGAAGUGGUGCUGACACUGGCCGACAAACCGGUGCUGGCCGAGGACGCAGAAGACGUGCUCGUUAACGUCAACAUCGUCGACGAUGAGCGCUACCGGAAGAAUAUUGAAGAACGCAAGAAGGCUCGUUCGGGCUACCAGGCGUACGACGACGAAGCAGAACUGCAGGCCUCGCUGGGCUUCCAGAGACCUGUACUCUCAAAGUACGAUGAAGAAAUUGAUAAGGGAAAAUCUGACAAGCAGCGUGGAUUCAUUAUAGGUGACGAAGACUCCAUCGAGGCAAAGAAGUUCCGCGAGCUGAUGAGACAAGAACGAAUCCAAGGUGGCCCCGAUAAGCGCCUGGAGUCACUUCAGCUGCCGGCGCUUCGUCCCGCCACGGACUACUACGACGAGCAUGAAAUACAGGCCAAGUUCAAGAAGCCCAAGAAAAAGGGGAAAAUGCGUAAAAGACCCAAAGAAGAGCCUAUUGAUGUGGACGACUAUGACGCUGGGGCUGUUCCUCUGGAAACAGAUGAUACAGAUGUAAAACCAAGUGAACUGAAGAUGCAAAUAACAGUUGACGACGAGGAAGUGGAACCAGACAGUGAACUGCAGGCCGCACUGGCUCGGGCAAGGAGAUUGAGACAGAUGGAAGAACGGCAACUCAAUGUGCCCAAGGUAGAGGAGAUCCUGGAGCGCGUGAAGGAGGAGAAGGAAGAGGAAAUGGAGGCGGAGUUGUCCGGGGUCAUGGUCCUGGACGCCACGGCUGAGUUCUGCCGCACGCUGGGAGACAUACCCACGUACGGCCUGGCCGGCAACCGGGGCCAUCACGCGGAGAUCAUUGACUUCGAGCGUGAGGAGAUGGAGACAGAGGCGGAGGCAGGCGGCGACAACGCCGGCGCCUGGAGCCGCGUCGACGUGCGCAGCGAGCGCCCGCGCGACCUCGCCGCCGGAUCGUCGGUGGCCCUGGACGCAGAGCCGGCUCUCGGCGGUGGAGUUGCCGGCGCGCUGCAGCUAGCGCUCAGCAAGGGAUACCUGGAGCGAGCCGGCGCAGCGCCCGCGCCCCGCCCCGCGCCCCACCAGCUCGCCGCGCGACACUACUCCAUCGAGGACAAGAGCCACACCGGCGAGGACGACAAGUACGGGCGGCGCGAGCGGUCGCACUGCGGGCCGCUGCAGGAGUUCCGCGAGAAGUCGGGCUUCCGGCCGCACGUCAAGCUGGAGUACGUGGACGACGACGGCCGCCCGCUCUGCCCCAAGGAGGCCUUCCGCUACCUCUCGCACAAGUUCCACGGCAAGGGGCCCGGCAAGAACAAGCAGGAGAAGCGCAUCAAGAAAGCCGUGCAGGAAGGGCUGAUGAAAAAGAUGAGUUCGACGGACACACCUCUGGGCACAUUGCAGAUGUUGCAGGAGAAGCAGCGAGAGACGCAAUCCCCAUACGUCGUGCUCAGUGGCGCCAAACGAGACCACAAGUAG